Molecule: messenger RNA, 3391 nt
Organism: Saccostrea echinata
Lineage: Eukaryota; Metazoa; Mollusca; Bivalvia; Ostreida; Ostreidae
Product: general transcription factor 3C polypeptide 2-like
Exons: 19
Coding region: 15-3260 (1081 amino acids)
Biological process (GO): transcription by RNA polymerase III
Cellular component (GO): transcription factor TFIIIC complex
Molecular function (GO): protein binding; DNA binding
Source: RefSeq, a predicted model, not a curated record
UAAUUUCCUAAAACAUGGAAAGACAAGAAGGAAAUAAAAAGGAAGAACCUGAAGAAAUUCCUAAUGAAUAUCCUCCGGUGGAUGAUGGAGAAGCCAGCUUACCACUGGCAUCUUCCACCCCAAUCACCACAAAACGCCGUGGACGACCACCAAAAAGUGCCAAUAAAACGGAGAAGAUCUCAAAAAGUGGACAGACUCCAGAACCCAAGAGCUAUCCAAAAAGAAAUAGAAAAACUCCUGCAAGACUUGAACAUUAUGACAAAGGUGAUGAAGAAAACACAUCAACAUUAUCUUCUCCAUUGUCAUCAAAGGAUGAUAUUUCACAGGACAGUACAAAGGACUCCAAUAAUGAUACAGAGCUAGUGGGUAAACCAAAACAGGGAACAGGACGUAAAAGGGGGAGGCCCCGUAAAACGUUACAAGAAUCCGUCGAGGAGACUCCAACACCAAAGAGAAAACGAGCAUCACUAAAAACUGGGGAAGAUAGAGAGGAUAAAAAUGAUGACAAGGAUAAUUCUCUUUCUGUGAAAACAGGUACUAGACGAGGAAGAAGAAAACUUAAGGAGGAUGAUGAUAUCAGUGAUGAUUCUGAAGAGGAGAAGGACAAAAGUGGUGUAAAUAAAUCUGGAAGAGGAGAACAGCAAAUUGUUUCUGAUCCAGAUACCCCACGUUCCACAGGGAGAAGGGGGAGAAAAGCCAAUCAAAAAAAGGCAGAGAAAUCACCUACUAUCAGCUCAGGGGAGGAAACUGGGGAAGAAAGGGAGGUAACUCCUAUGGAAAAAUCAAAAGGAAGGGGGGAAAAGUCAAAGAUAACAAAGGAAGAUAAUGAAUCAGAAAUGACCUGCCUUCGCUGUCAACAGAAAUUCCCAAAUUUGUCCGCCCUGAAAAAUCAUUUAAUGAGGAGACACACUGCUCUUUAUAGUCCAGACUGUCCGGAGGGGAAGGAAGACAGAGCAUCCGUAAGACAGAUCCUAAAAAUCAGGAAAAUCUUAUACUGUCCUAAAUGUGACAAAGAACUUAGGAAUGCCCAGUAUUACUUCAAGCACACAGAGUGGUGUGGAAGAGAGGCUGAGACAUUUACCUGCACUGUUUGUAACAGGAGUUGCAUGAAGAUGUAUGAACUGGAGCAUUACAGAAACCACAAACUGCUAGAGAGGAAAGAGAAAGAACGGCAGGAACAGCUUCUUCAGCUACAGAAAAAGAAGAGGGAGGAAGAGAAAGAAUCUGGUACUGAUAAACAAGGCCGAAGGAUACGUAAAGCAGCCAAAAAGGCAGUGAGGGUUCUGAAGGAUAUUUCGGCCAGUGGCGAUGUGUGUACGGAAGGAAACAGUGAUGAGGACCCGGAAGUCAGACUGGAUGUCGAUGAAGACGAAGAGGAUCAAGAGGAAGAUGAUGAUGAAGAUCUAGAUGAAGAUGUCAGUGAUGAAUCUAUUAACAGCCAUUCAGAACUAGACGGGGUAGAUGAAGACUGCCAGUCUGCCAGAGGAAGAAAAGGUAAACGACCCCAGAGUUCAGAUAUGUUUCGAGAGGUGUACGUACACUGCUGCAAAAAUUACCUAAAGAGAUGCCAGGUUAUAGACAAAAUGUGUGAUGUCUUUCCCGAGCUGAGGCCUAAAAAAUCUCAGUGGAUACUCCAAAAUCCCAAGGAGGCAGAGGAGUUCUUGCCAGUCACAAGGGAGAGUGUUAGGUUUCGUGUCAUUUCACCAGAAAAAAAAGGGGAAACACCUCCCUUAACAAAACUUAACAGAUUUGAGGCUGAGUUCAGGACUGGGACCUACAACCUCUUUGCUGGUGGUCCAGUUUGGGGCCUUGCCUGGUGUCCAGUGCCACACAAUGUCAAAUGUGACCAGUAUCUGGCUGUAAGCUGUCACAGAGAAAUGGUUGAAUGCCAUGAAACAAAGUCACUGUACUUUGGAAAAGGUGCAAUACAACUGUGGAAUAUUGGAGAACUGAAUUCUCUACAUCCAAAGAAAUCAAUGAGCAGUAGUGUUCCUUAUCUGGAGUUCUGUAUAUCCCAUAGCUUUGGUGUUAUUUACCAGUUAUGUUGGUGUCCAAGCAAUGCCUGGGAAAGCAGUGAUAAUGAGGCAUCAGUGCAGUUACCAAGACUUGGGCUGUUAGCGGGAGCCUUCUCAGAUGGAAAUGUCCACAUAUAUAGUUUACCACAACCAGCAAGUUUAAAUUUAGAAAACCUAGGCAAUGAACUGGCUGUCUUUAAACCAGAACCAGUAUUCACUCUUAUUCCUUAUCCUCUAUUUAAACAAGAAAAGGCAGCUCCGUGCUUGUGUAUUGACUGGCAGCAAAAGUUUUGUCAGUUUCUGGCAGCAGGCUAUGGAGACGGCUCAAUCAGAGUAUGGGAUCUCAAGUCACAGUCUAGUCUUCUGAGGGUGGUGACGACUCCGACCAUUAAACUUUUACCUUUCUACAGUACAGUCGCCCACAAUGAUUGUGUCAUGUCCCUUAAAUGGUCACCCCAUGUGACAGAUAAAUUUGCUACAGCCAGUCGGGAUAGGACUUUUGUUAUUUGGGACCUCAACAACAGGCAUUUCCCAAUAUACAAGACUCUGGCUCAGAUGGCAUUAUCUGUUUAUUGGCUGCCAUUUAAUUUCUGUGUUCUUCAAGGAAUGGAUGAUUGUUACUCAAAUCUAGAGACAUACGUAAGAUCAGAGUCCUAUGACCACAUUGUAAAGGAUAACGGUACACAAUCGGAUCCUGUUGUCGUUCUAUCAGACUGUAUUUGGGGGUUGACAUGUUCCAACUGGCUCAUGGUUAUUCUAGCAACCAACAACUCAGGGAAUGUAGUUGGAUCUGUUAUGCCUCAUCUAAGAAGGAAAGAAGUCCAGCGUUUUCAUCGCAGACCAGUGACUUUAUUUGAGACUGAGGUUCAGGAAAAGGAUUUUGAUGAAGAACACAUCUCAGGUCAAAAGGAACUUCUUAAAAAAGGAAACAAGAGAAAUGCAGAUCCAACAGUUUUCAAAUCAUAUGAAAGUGGAAAGAAUAAGAUAUACUUGGAAUACAAAGAAUGUGAUCCAUUUCAGCCCAAAAAGAAAGUUCCAAAGAUCACGGUAACUGCAGAUGACGUCAGAGGCUUAGCUUUCCGUGCCGUGUACAGGAUUGAAAUGAAUCCAAACAUCCAGAGUUGUGUGUGGGUGGCUUCUGGAGGACAAGCUGGAAUUGUCCGGAUCCAUAAUGUUGCUCAGCACUUAAUUCCCACAGCUGUGCAAGAUCUAAAGGAUGUACGCAGUUCCCUGAAUAUUACAUAAAAAUAGAUACGAUCUAUUUCAAGCUUUGCUGUGUCAUAAAUCAGGCCUAUAUAACCUUAUUGAAAUAUUGCAUGCUGUGAUUUUAUUCUCAACAGUGUCAAAUAAAAAAAAAUGAAAAACAUUAAUUUUCA